Knipowitschia caucasica is the source of this 4248-nucleotide messenger RNA. The record is from the annotation of a GenBank genome assembly. NCBI's taxonomy places the organism in Eukaryota, Metazoa, Chordata, Actinopteri, Gobiiformes, Gobiidae.
AUGAACACGGAGACUUACAAGUUUGUGCGCGUCUCAGAAGGAUCGGUCUGGAACGCGUCUCUCACAGUAAACGUGCUUCUGCCGUUUGCCUCCAACAACACCCUGGUUUUGUGUGGUAUUGUGCGCCACUGCGGCCAUUGCGAAGUUCUUUCGCUCCAGAAUGUGUCCACGGUCAUUCACUCGGAGAGCAUCCUCUUGGGACCCGUCAGCCACGAUAGCGCGUCCAUGGCUAUUCUGGUCACUGAAGCCACAGGUACACACCUUAACAAGUACAUCCUGGCUGCCACUGAGCAGAGCUCCAGGUCAAAGAAAAGUCCGUGCGCUCUAGAAGAAGACGGCCUUCUCCACCUGUUCAACACUGAUGACCGCCAGUCAGGCGGCAUCUUCUCCUACAGCGUGCAAUCUGCGAGUUUGAAUCGCAGGAAUAAGGACAUGGACGUGGGCUUCGUUGAUGUUUUCCAGGCUAAACAUAGUGAGAUAGUAUUGAAGGUCAAUACUCUGAAGUCUCUGCGGGGGGCCACUCUCAGCAGCGGGGCUUCGGGCUCACAGGGGAGGCUCCUGGCUUCCUCUAUGAUCACGGGGAAGAGAGCACUGUGGAGCGGCGUGUUCAGCGUGGAUGAGACGCGCACAAACACUCAGCUACUGUUGUUUGACGUUAGUCCGGAUCUGAGCGUGAAAAAAGACUCGGACCCGCACUUCACAGUCAAAUCCUUGAGUGUGGAGCAGCUGAAGACCGUGAGGCCCCUGAAGAUCCUGCUGAAGCAGAGCCACAUGAACUCUGUGCUGGCGCUCACACACCGCUCAUGGAUGCUGUUCUUUAUCGGGACAGCAGACGGACAACUCAUCAAGCUUGUGGUGGAUAAAAACUACCAGUCUGCUUGUCCCAGGGUUCUGUAUAGAGCCAGUGAUGAUCGACAAGUUUUCCCCAAAUUACAUGUGGACCACAAAGAUCAUGAGCAUAUCUACACAGCAUUUACAACCCAGAUUAUGAGGAUCCCUGUGUCACAAUGCUCAACCUACACUACAAUAUCUGAGUGCUGGUCUGCACACGAUCCACAAUGUGUUUGGUGUGACGCUCCACAAAGGUGCACAUUUGAGAGUGAAUGUCGAAACUCAAGCUGGAUUUCCACUCCUGAAGAAUUUAACCAAGAUAAGAUGGUUUUAUUAAAAGCAGAAAGCAGCACAUCUGAUAAGGUCACCAUUGUCGUGCAAAUACAUGCGAGUGUGGUCCCAAACAAGCCGAACAACUUUGCAUGCCAGUUCUCUCAUCCAUGUGGACCCGGACCUGCUCCGAGUUACCCACAAUGCCUCUGUGUCCUCCAGAACGUCAAAAUACCUGCACAAGCAGGUCUAGAUGUGGUUGUAAGAGUGCGGAUUUGGAAGACUGUAUGGACAGAAACCUUCAAUGUGAGGAAUUGUUCAAAGAUUAGAGGACCAGCGUCUCCAGCACUGUGCAGGCGGUGCAUAGCGGCUGGAUGUGGUUGGAGCUCCGGUAGCUGUUCUUGGGCAAAUGAAAAGUCGAUAAAUAAAAGUAUUUGCCAAAACAUGGAGACACACAUGAAUUAUACGAAGCCAGAGAUCUCCACUGUCUCUCCGAACGUUGUGUCUUUCUACGGCAAAAACCACGCUCUUCUCACGGGCCACAACCUGAGCCACGUGACCCGCAUCCGGAUACAUGCGGAUCUAGACUGCAGUCCACAUGAAUCCCCUGUGUGGAACAACACUGGAGAGACGCUGACCUUCCACAUCCCCAGCACGCAGAACAAGGGCGUGGUCCAGGUCUGUGCUGUUCUCCCAGACGACAGCUGCUACAGUCACGGUGGAUUUGCCUACGGUUCCUCGCCGUCCUGCGUGGACAUAAGGCCGAGCAGCAGCUGGCUCAGUGGAGGAAGAAAUAUCACUCUGGUUGGAUCACACAUGGAUUUCAUUGAUGAAGUAGUCCAUAGUCAUUCUGCAGUGAAAAAUCACUUAGUUUUGGCUACAACUCAGAAUAUAUCAUACACCUCUCCGGCUGCAGAGAAGCUUCUCUCAAGCAUAGUGUUUCUGAAAGUGGCCAAUGAAACCCUGACCUGCUUGAGACCAAUCACAUACCUACCAGACCCUGUGUUCACCAGUUACACCUCCACAAGGACAGGGGGCGAUGCCAGGAUCACCAUACAGAAAAAGGCGGAUAAACUGAACAUAACCCUGGAUGAGAUGUCCGUGUGGGGUGUGCAAAAAAAUUUGCUACAUCCCUGUAUCAUGGAAACCAAAGAGUCCAAUGAUGAGAUCGACUUUUACACCUGUGAGAUCAGGGACACGCCCAACGCAGAAUUUGAACAUCUGAAGAUCCAGUUUGGGGCCAAGACAGUCAUAUUGAAUCCCAAGUCAUCAUAUCUAAUGCUGAUUUUGCUGGUGCUACUGCUAAUACCCUUCAUUGUUAUUGUUGUGCUAAUCGCAUACAAGAAAAAGCAGACCCAGUUGACUACUUGGGUGAACACUUUAAUCGGAAACCUGGAGAUGGAAAUCAGGAAUGACAUCAGACAAGGUUUCAUUGAAUUACAGACUGAAAAUGAUGAUCUUUUGGAAAAUGUUAGCACAAUUCCAUUCCUGGACUACAAGCAUUUUGCCUCCAGAAUAUUUUUCCCAGAGAAUGAAGUGCUGAUGAAGUCUUGUGUUAACGAUAUUGGUCAGGAUGGCAUUCGAGUUCAACUUGAUGAGUGCUAUCAGGAUCUGUCCAAACUGAUACGGGAUCCGUUCUUCCUCAAGUAUGUGGUUCACACAUUGGAGGAACAAAAGAGCUUCUCCAUCAAAGACAAGUGCGUGGUGGCCUCGCUGCUGACCGUGGCUCUCCACAGUGACCUGAGUUACCUGACCCAGGUCAUGGAGCUGUUACUGCACGACCUGAUGCUGCAGAGCACUCAGGCUCAGCCCAAGCUCCUGCUGAGACGAACAGAGUCCAUUGUGGAGAAACUGCUCACAAACUGGAUGUCCAUUUGUCUCUACGGAUUCCUCAGGGAGGGCGUGGGCCAGCAGCUGUUCCUCUUGGUCAGUGCCCUCUCCCAGCAGAUCUCCAAAGGCCCUGUGGACUGUGUGACUGAGAAGGCCCUGUACACUCUGAGUGAGGACUGGCUCCUGUGGCAGGCCCAGGACUUCCAACCGCUGAGGCUGAAGGUGCUGUUUGCAGUGGGCAGUGACGGUGAGACGUCUGAGCCUCUGGAUGUGUCUGCUCUCACCUGUGACACUGUGGACCAGGUCAAAGGCAAGAUCCUCUCCACUUUCAGGAACAAGUUUGGCUUCCCAUACAGCACCCCCAGCCAAGAGCUAUGCGUCGAAUACGUGAGAGGAAGCGCAUCUCUUGGUCUGGAGGAGGUGGAUCUGAGCUCAGAGAGACUGGGAGACGUGACCAUGCUCAACACCAUGAAGCACUACAAGAUCCCAGAUGGAGCCACCAUCAAAGUGCUUUCAAGAAAAAACAAUGCUCUCAAAACUCAAGGAAGUGUCAAAGAUGACCAGGACUUCUCAGGAAAAUACUUUCACUUGAUUGAUCCUGAUAUAGUGGAAGAUUUGAAAAACCCAGAGAAGAAGAAGCUGAAGUUGAAAGAAGUUCACCUUACAAAACUGCUGUCCACAAAAGUGGCGGUGCAUUCGUUCGUGGAGAAGCUAUUCAGGUGCAUCUGGGGACUGCAGAACAACAGAGCUCCACUGGCCGUGAAACACUUCUUUGACUUUCUGGACGCUCAGGCCGAGGACAUGAAGAUCACCGACCCAGAUGUUCUGCACAUCUGGAAGACUAACAGCCUGCCUCUGCGCUUCUGGGUGAACAUCCUGAAGAAUCCUCAGUUCGUCUUCGACCUGGAGAAGAGACCUCCUCUGGACGGCUGCCUCUCGGUCAUCGCUCAGGCCUUCAUAGACUCCUUCUCACUCAGCGACAUGCAGCUCGGGAAAUACACGCCUAUCAAUAAGCUCCUGUACGCCAAAGAAAUCCCCAAAUACAAACAGGAAGUGAAGAGCUACUACAAACAGAUCCAGGACCAGCCUUCAAUCCCAGACUCAGAGUUCAGGACAUUUCUACAGAAAGAAUCAAAGAAACAUGAGAACGAGUUUAACGAAACGGCAGCACUGAAGGAGCUCUACAAAUACAUCCAGAAAUAUCUUCCAAAGAUCCAAGAAAAACUAGAGGACAAUGGCGCCUCCCCAGAGCUGAAGGAACAACUACAUGAUAUUAAUAAGUUAUUUGAUGAACUUAAAAGCUGCUCCUGGGACUAG